AUGGUAUUGAAAAGGCAGAAAGAAAUGUACUUCCAAUUUUAAAUAAUUUAUUGGAAAAUAGAGAAAUGUAUUGGUAUGCUAAAAAAGGAUUGCCACGUAUUGAUUUUGCGGAAGACAGACUCCAUGCAGCGAAAGAAGGCCUGGGAGAUAUAGACAAAAAGUUGA
Messenger RNA from Racocetra persica, 165 nucleotides. NCBI's taxonomy places the organism in Eukaryota, Fungi, Glomeromycota, Glomeromycetes, Diversisporales, Gigasporaceae. The record is from the annotation of a GenBank genome assembly.